GACUUAGCCCUAGGCAGACACGGACUUUCUUGCUUCUCCACAAACCCCUUCCAAAACAAAAAUUAAAUUCAUCCCUGCACUCCCCUCCUUCCCCAAAACUAAAUCAUCCAAUUUCCUCUUUAAAUCUCGCCGCUUUACUCUUUCACCGUAGAUCUGUACGGGCUUCUUCCAAAUUCACGAUCCCGUCCUCUGAAACAAAACCCUAGGCCAUUUUCCUUCCGAAACGAGUAUUGCCACCUUUUACGGCUUUACAGGAAACCCUAGGUUCAGUUUCUUUUUAGGUUUUUGUGUACAGAUAUCUUGUUCGUUUUUAGGUUUUUGAAUCUGGUCUUUGUGAGAUGAAUGGUAGAGGAAGGUAUCCGCCGGGAAUGGGCAUGGGACGGGGCGGGGGUGUCAAUGCCAACCCUAGCUUUCAGUCGAGGGGACCUCAGCAGCAGUACGUGCAGAGGAGUUUUAUGCAAAAUCACCAGCAGUUUCAGCAGCAACAGCAUCAGCAGCAACAGCAUCAGCAGCAUCAGCAGCAACAGCAUCAGCAGCAUCAGCAGCAGUGGCUUAGACGAGGCCAGUUGCCUGGUAAUGAUUCUAGCGCGAUAGAUGAGGUCGAGAAGACUGUACAAUCUGAAGCCGUGGACUCGAGCUCAAAUGAUUGGAAGGCAAGACUAAAUAUUCCACCACCUGAUACACGCUAUAGAACAGAGGAUGUAACAGCUACUAAAGGAAAUGAAUUUGAGGACUAUUUUCUAAAACGUGAGCUACUUAUGGGAAUAUAUGAGAAAGGUUUUGAAAGACCAUCUCCAAUCCAGGAGGAGAGUAUUCCAAUUGCUUUAACUGGUAGUGACAUUCUUGCUAGAGCAAAAAAUGGGACUGGGAAGACAGCUGCAUUUUGCGUUCCAGCCUUGGAAAAAAUUGACCAAGAUAACAAUGUAAUUCAAGUUGUUAUACUUGUUCCAACUCGAGAGUUGGCACUUCAGACAUCACAAGUAUGUAAGGAGCUUGGGAAGCAUUUGAAAAUUCAAGUCAUGGUCACCACAGGUGGUACCAGUCUUAAGGAUGAUAUCAUGCGUUUAUAUCAACCUGUCCAUUUACUUGUUGGAACUCCCGGAAGAAUCCUAGAUCUUGCGAAGAAAGGUGUUUGCAUUUUGAAAGAUUGUUCAAUGCUUGUUAUGGAUGAGGCUGAUAAACUUUUGUCCCCAGAGUUCCAACCUUCUAUUGGGCAGCUGAUUCGUUUUCUUCCAGCAAAUCGCCAAAUUUUGAUGUAUUCAGCUACUUUUCCUGUUACUGUUAAGGACUUUAAAGACAGAUAUCUACAAAAGCCUUACAUUAUUAAUCUCAUGGAUGAGCUUACGCUGAAGGGUAUUACACAAUUCUAUGCUUUUGUGGAAGAAAGACAGAAAGUCCACUGCCUAAAUACCCUUUUCUCAAAGUUGCAAAUAAACCAAUCAAUUAUUUUCUGCAAUUCGGUGAAUCGUGUGGAACUGUUAGCCAAGAAAAUUACAGAACUUGGCUACUCUUGCUUUUACAUCCAUGCAAAGAUGCUCCAAGACCAUCGUAAUAGGGUUUUUCAUGACUUCCGUAAUGGUGCAUGCAGGAAUCUUGUUUGUACCGAUCUAUUUACUAGGGGUAUAGAUAUUCAAGCUGUGAAUGUUGUCAUUAACUUUGAUUUUCCAAAGAACUCAGAAACAUAUCUUCACAGGGUUGGUCGAUCAGGAAGAUUUGGACAUCUUGGGUUAGCUGUGAAUUUGAUCACUUAUGAAGAUCGUUUUAACUUGUAUAGGAUUGAGCAAGAACUUGGGACUGAAAUUAAGCAAAUUCCUCCACAUAUUGAUCAGGCAAUAUACUGCCGGUAGUUUGUGGUGGAGAUGCCAUGUGGUUAACUGUAGCGUUAGUGGGUUGAUGAUGUGGCCGUCGAGGUCAUCUCCGUUUCUUGGGGACGUGUCUAGGAGAUUUGAUGAUGUUUGGUGGAUGACUAGUUGGUACUGUAUGUUUUAACUCUUGGAUGCUUUUAUUGGUUUCUGGAUUUUUUCUAGUCCUGAAACGUUAACAAGAUCAUAGAAGAGUAGUAUAUAACAGCUUAUAUAAAAGCCCAGAUUUAGCUGGGUCCUCUAUUUGAUGAGUGUUUGGUAGUGUCUGCGUCAGUUGGAAUUCUGUCAUAGUGUGGAAUGGUUAAAGAAUGUCCCUUGUGACCGUUGUUUCUGUCGGUGCAUUUAUUCAGCUUUUAAUCUGUUUUUCCAGUAAUAAAAGCUUGCCAUGAAUUAAACCUCUUGGCUUGGCCAUCUUUCUAAAAUUGUCGUCUUAUGUGUAAUUUAAGUUUGUUUCGAGCUCUUAUAAAUCAUGAUCAAGUGCUAUAUGUUUGGAUUAUAUGAUGAUUUUAGGCGUAUGAAAUUCACUAAUUGAGUGAUCAAUUUCUUUUGUAUUCUCUUUGUUCAAAUUUAGUAGAUUUAAUUUUGUAUUUAGAGUGUCUAAAUUUAAUUGUUUUUUUAAAUAGUAUUUAAUGAAAUUAAAUUUAUUAA
This is a messenger RNA of Rubroshorea leprosula, 2510 nucleotides long. The record is from the annotation of a GenBank genome assembly. Lineage: Eukaryota; Viridiplantae; Streptophyta; Magnoliopsida; Malvales; Dipterocarpaceae.